This is a messenger RNA of Ficedula albicollis (Collared flycatcher), 3100 nucleotides long. It is a transcript of the gene IFFO1, whose product is annotated as intermediate filament family orphan 1. Bases 59 to 1192 code for a protein of 377 amino acids. The transcript is spliced from 9 exons. NCBI's taxonomy places the organism in Eukaryota, Metazoa, Chordata, Aves, Passeriformes, Muscicapidae. The record is from RefSeq and is a predicted model, not a curated record.
CCCCUCCCGCCCCGGCGGCCCCGGCCAGCCCUCCGCCUUCUCCGCCGGCUCCCGCUUCAUGCCCGGCACCAUCUGGUCCUUCUCGCAAGCCCGGCGGCUCGGCCCGGGGCCCGAGACCACCCUGGUGCAGGGACCCGGCGUCUCCUGGGUCCAUCCCGACGGCGUGGGCGUGCAGAUCGACACCAUCACCCCCGAGAUCCGAGCCCUCUACAACGUGCUGGCCAAGGUGAAGAGGGAGCGCGACGAGUACAAGCGCAGAUGGGAAGAGGAGUACACGGUGCGUGUCCAGCUUCAGGACCGGGUGACUGAGCUGCAGGAGGAAGCCCAGGAGGCUGAAGCUUGCCAGGAGGAGCUGGCCAUGAAGGUGGAGCAGCUCAAGGCAGAGCUUGUUGUCUUCAAGGGCCUGAUGAGCAAUAACAUCACGGAGCUGGACACCAAGAUCCAGGAGAAGGCCAUGAAGGUGGACAUGGACAUCUGCCGUCGCAUCGACAUCACCGCCAAGCUGUGUGAUGUGGCACAGCAGCGGAACUGCGAGGACAUGAUCAAGAUGUUUCAGUCUCUGCACUUGUCUCCCGUUAAGGUCCCAGCCUCGGUGGGGCGGAAGCGGGAGCGCAAGCAGGUCAGCGACGAGGACACCUCGCUGUCAGAGAGCGAUGCCUCCCGGAAGCCUGACGAGGAGGAGGAGGACGAGACCACGGCCAUGAGUAUCAAUGAGGAAAUGCAGAGGAUGCUGAACCAGCUGAGGGAAUAUGACUUUGAGGAUGACUGUGACAGCCUCACAUGGGAGGAGACAGAAGAAACGCUGCUGCUGUGGGAGGACUUCUCCGGAUACGCCAUUGCAGCCGCAGAGGUGCAGGGGGAGCAGCAGGAUGACAGCCUGGAAAAGGUGAUCAAGGACACGGAGUCGCUGUUCAAGAGCCGUGAGAAGGAGUACCAGGAAACCAUCGACCAAAUAGAGCUGGAGCUGGCCACAGCCAAGAACGACAUGAACCGGCACCUCCACGAGUACAUGGAAAUGUGCAGCAUGAAGCGAGGCUUGGACGUGCAGAUGGAGACUUGCCGGCGGCUCAUCACCCAGUCUGGGGACAGAAAGUCUCCUGCCUUUACCCCGACCUCCAACAGCGAGUCAGCCCCAAAUGAGGAGAGCGAGGAAUCUGACCGUGAUCCCCCCAGCGAUGCUUCCAUCAGAUAAUGAGGGGAGGCCCAGCUCCCUUGGACCCCCUUCCUGGCACGGGGUUGCCUGAAUCACACCUGGGAGAGACUGUCAGGGACGUGGAACUGCUGGUAAACGUCUGUCGCCCAGGCUCACUCCCGUUUUGGGGUGCUUGACAGAUCCCACACACUCCCUCACUGGAUACCUUGCAAAUGGGAAUAGCUAGAUAGACCUGAGGGCCCUUGCCUGGGCUGCUCUGCCUUCAGCCCCUUCUCUAUUCCCUUUCCCUGCUUUGGUUAAACCGUGGUUCGGCAGGGAGGCUCCAAACCUGCCAUGGUGGCGUUCUGCAGGACCUGUUCCCAGGCGCCCCCAGACCCACCUCCUCUGGCCUCCGUCCUGGUACACUUGACCUGCCCCUGCCAUCCCUGCGCUGCACGGAGCCGAACGAGAGCCGUACCUCCCUGCAAACUGGACCUGACACUGGUGCCAACUGGACCGAGCCGGGGCUCUCCCUGUCCUUGCUGCCGGCUGGGCGCCUGGCUGGUCCUCACGCCGUGCCAGGCACCCCGAGCCUCCCACGCCUUCUCCAGGGCGGGGCCGAGUCCCACUCACUGUGCACUUUGCUUUGCCGCCCGUCGGCGAUGCGCUCACGUCUGUGUUACGGGGGCAAGGUCAUUAAAUGGGACAGUUUCCUUUUCUACAGCUUCGCUGGGUGUGGGCUCUCCCUGUGCUGCCGUGGGUGACGCCUGGCUUGAGGCAGCGCUGUCAUCCGUCAGACCCCCAGCCCACAUCAGCGGGGCUCCCCACGGGACAGUCCCAUCCCUUGGGCAUGCCAGGUGGGACUGGCGUAUGGGACAGUGGUGAGAGCCACUGGCCCUCAGCAGGCACUAGUGCUGCAUGGGCUGCCUUGUUUUUAACCUGGAACAUAAUCAAUGCAGAGGCUGAGGGAUUGAAAAUGAAACUGAUCCUGGCUUGUACCUUGUGAACCUUCCUCUUCCCAUUUCCUGCCCUCCUCUGCCGCACCAGGGCAUCCCAGUGCAUCUUCCUUCCUGGUCUGAGGUCCAUAUCCCACGUCAGUGUAACUGCAGUGGGGGAUCCCCUGUCCCAGCAUCUCUUGUAGCAUUUUCCUAGCUGGCUGCAGCACCUGCUCCUCUGAUGAUGAUGACAGGAGGCUGGGGCCUGGCUGGGUGUCAGGAGGGAGCAAGCAGCCUCCUGAGAGGCAGUGUGAUCACCAAGAAGUGGACACAGCCUGCACAGCCAAGGCAGGUGAAGCUCUGGAGAAAAAAUGCUUCCCACUUAAGGUACUGAAGGGAAGAGAAAGUACGUGGAAAAGUACGUAGAGUUUUUGGGUCAUCGCUGAGAUAGGUAUGGAAGAUAAAACAGAGGCUGAGGGAUGCAAGAGUUUCUCUCUGUGAUAUGGCCUAGGUGGCUGAUGCUGCUGGGUGCUCGAGCUGGGAGUGCUGUGGCAUCCAUGCACCCCAGCACAGUGUUUGUGUUUGGGCAGGGUGAGGUGCUCUGCCCGUGCCUGCACGAUGUGUUAAGGCAUGUGUUGGUAUUUCAGCAGGGGCUGAGCUGGCUGGUGAGAGCUGGCAGGGAGUCGAGUCCCUGCAAAUGGCAGAAGAAUUGAGCUGGAAACAGGGAAUCAGGGCACAGUGGAGCACUGCUGGUGCUGGGGAAUGGCAGUUCCUCAGUCUGUGGACUGAGGUUGGGCUGCUGGGGCUGGGCUGUGACUCCUGACUGCUCUCUUCACUUCUUGCAGGAAGUUGGGAGGUGUUCCACGGGAGCAGCAGGGUGCUGGGAAGCAGCAGGAGCCCUGGCUGUGUAGGUGUACAGGUAGAUGGGAAGUGCGUGCCUCAGUGCCUGCCAUGGCCCUCACCUUCAUGCCACUUUGUUCAACUGUUUCCAUUUCUUUCCCUCUUCUCUCUAUUUUUCUACCUAAAAGAGCUA